Molecule: messenger RNA, 1412 nt
Organism: Apus apus (common swift)
Lineage: Eukaryota; Metazoa; Chordata; Aves; Apodiformes; Apodidae
Gene: TIFA
Product: TRAF interacting protein with forkhead associated domain
Exons: 2
Coding region: 159-722 (187 amino acids)
Biological process (GO): canonical NF-kappaB signal transduction
Molecular function (GO): protein binding
Source: RefSeq, a predicted model, not a curated record
CGCCCGCCCGUUUUCCCUCCCGCCCGGGCCCGCCUUCCCUCACGGCUGCCCCCGGAGCCGCCGCUCAGAGCAGCCCGACCCUCCGGACCCCUCCGGCCCGAGCUCCAGCCCCGCUGCCGGCGGGACGGAAGGCGGCAGUUCUGAGGGCUCAUUUAAUCAUGACCUCUUUUGAAGAAGCUGAAACCGAAGAGACAGUAACAUGUCUCCACAUGACCUUUUACCAUCCCUGCCAAGAAGACAAAAUGAUGUUUCGUUGCUUGAACUUCUGUAAACGAGAACAGGUCAGGGCAGAUGAAAUGGCCAAGUUUGGCCGUGAUUCCAACGUCUGCCGCUACAACCUGAUGGAUACUCGUGUUUCUCGGGUUCAGUUUUCAUUGCAGUUCUACAGAAAACUGAACAGCUCGGAACAUUGCUUUGAGAUAAAGAACAUGAGCAAGAAAACAAAACUCAUUGUGGAUCAAACAGAACUGGGUUACUUAAACAAAAUCGACCUGCCGUGGAAGUGCAUCAUUUGUUUUGGGGACUACCAGAUUUUAGCAGAGACUCAAGAAGGGGAGUCCAUGGAUUAUUUUGAGACUCACUUACACUUGGCUAAAGUGCCAAUCUUGCAAGAAAGGUGCCUGCCAUCACUGCAACCUGUGGCAGAGAAUGGCUUUUCUUCUUCCUUGUUUCCUUCCCAAGAGAAAAGCCCCGUAGAGAUUGAUGAAAACGAGUCAUGCUAGCGGGGAGAAGGAGGCUGGAGCAGCAUUUGAUCAUUGUAAACCUGCUCAACUUCCAAAAUUGAAGGCUGUCACCUCAGUCCACUGUUCUUGAUGGUUCUCAGUGUUGCACAUCAGUGUUCUUGUUAUUUUCAGCAUACCAGAAUGUACUUCAAUGGAGUCCUGGCACUGUCCUCACCAGCGUGUGACCUCUUGAUCAUCACUGUUUGCCACACAAACACGUGGGAGACACAGAGGGCCUCUCAAAUCCACUGCAGCAAAUUCAAUCCAAGAACUGUGACCACAUCCUUGAAGGGAUAUUUAACAGGCAUUAAUACAGAGCAUGCAGAACAGUGUUUUAGCCCCAGCAUUGGUUGGCCAAAUAGGGAUGUAAUGUCUCACUAUAUUUGUUAUUCUUUGCUUCUGAUGUAAAAAUCCAAACAGUAUUUUCAAGCCUAGGUCUUUACUUCCUGGAUUUUGCACCUUAGAAACACCUUGUCAGCAUAGUCAAACAUGUAAAAAAGUAUUUUUAAAAAAGUCAAACAUAUAACAAAACAUAAUAUUUUUAUUGACUUUGCAGUGGGAUUUUUAUUGUUUUUAAAAUUAAUUAAUAUAUAUUUUUUGCAAGUUAACUACUUUUGUGAAUGUAAAUAAACAUGACCAUAGUAUGUAAAAAUCCAGAUAAAUUUUGUAAUAAAAGCAUUUAGUUGCCUA